GCCGAGUCGGCUCAGUAAACCGUUGGCGCACGGUACGGAAGGGUUCCCUGAGUUUUCCGUCUCCACAUCCUGAACCUGUUCGUGAACCCGUGAAGACUGAACCGUCAAGCAAAGCCUCCCACUUGGGAAAGUGCUUGCGCAGGCACGCUGCCGGUGGAAUUGUGUGCUACGGCGUUUGAUUUGAAGAUUUUUAAUUCGAACAAAAGUCUUCUAAAGUGUAUCGGGAUUAUUGUGGUGCGUGUAGUGUAUGUGUGUGAGGGUGUGUUUUGUGAAAUAAUCUCGCAACGGUAGCAGCAAUACAAGAUCUACAAUGUCACGAACGUCCAGCGACACACAGCUGGAUAAGGUGCAAAUCAAGUCCGCCUCAGUUUACAACAUACACGGGUUGAGCGGCUCCCAGCACUCCCUGAGUGUGCCACCGAUUCACAAGGAUGUUGUCGGGUAUCGCGGUAGCAACGAGUUCAUACUGACGGACGACAAACAGUCAACGAUGGAUCAGAUCAAAGCUAUUGGGCCUUGGGCCCGGCGCAAAUGCAAGAACAUGUGCCGCCGUAAGAUCCUCUACAAACGUGUUCCGGUGCUGAACUGGCUGCCAAAGUACAACAUGGAUGAUGCUGUCGGAGACCUGGUGGCUGGUAUUACCGUGGGACUCACUGUCAUCCCGCAGGCCCUCGCUUACAGUAGCAUUGCCGGAUUACCCGCUGCAUACGGUCUUUAUGGUUCCUUCAUCGGUUGCUUCGUGUACAUCCUGCUCGGUUCCUGCAAGGACGUCCCGAUGGGACCCACCGCAAUUGCGUCUCUCUUAACCUUCCAAGCGUGUGACGGCGUAUGGCAGCGUGCCGUUUUGCUCUGCUUCCUGACCGGCCUAAUCGAGCUGCUGAUGGGACUGUUUGGGCUUGGCUUUCUGAUUGACUUUGUGUCCGGACCCGUAAGCUCCGGCUUCACUUCCGCCGUCUCGUUGAUCAUUCUCAGCUCGCAGGUGAAGGAUCUGCUGGGCAUUGCCGCCAAAGGAAACACCUUCAUCGAACAGUGGUCGUCCAUUAUCGAUGACAUACACAACACCCAGGUCGGAGAUGCUCUGAUGGGUUUCAUCUGUAUUGUGGUGCUGCUGCUGAUGAGGCUCCUGCCACGCAUCAAAGUUGGACCUCCGGAUGCUUGUGAUCAGUCCGUCGCUCAGAAGAUCAUCAACAAGUCACUGUGGCUUAUUGGAACGGCUCGUAAUGCGAUCAUUGUGGUGGUUUGCGGUGGCAUCGGUGCUGCAUUCUAUGAGAAUGGAAAGGAACCGUUCCGUAUGAUUGGAGAUGUCCCGAGUGGUCUGCCAAGUGUACAGGCUCCACCGUUCUCUGUUCCGGAGGUAAGGGAUGCCAAUGGAACGAUCGUCCAGGAGUACGAGAGCUUCGGUGAUUUGCUACAAGGUUUGGGAUCGAUGCUUAUUGUCAUCCCGUUGAUUGCUCUGCUGGAAAACAUUGCCAUCUGCAAGGCUUUCGCUGAUGGAAAGCCUGUAGAUGCUACCCAGGAACUGAUCGCGAUUGGAGUAUCCAACAUUGCUAACUCUUUCGUGCAGGGAUACCCCGGAACUGGAGCCCUUUCACGUGGUGCCGUCAACAAUGCCAGUGGUGUACGCACUCCAUUCGGUGGCCUGUACACCGGUCUGCUCGUUAUUCUUGCCCUGCUGUUCUUCACACCUUACUUCUUCUACAUCCCACGUGCUGCACUAGCGGCGAUCAUCAUUGCCGCCGUUAUCUUCAUGAUAGAGGUGCGUGUCGUAAAACCAAUGUGGAGAAGCAAGAAAACGGAUCUGAUCCCUGGAAUUGCGACCUUCAUCGCCUGCCUCGCACUUCCACUGGAGUACGGUAUACUGGUUGGCAUUGGGCUGAACAUUCUCUUCAUCCUGUACCAUGCUGCUCGGCCCAAGAUUCACAUGGACCAGGCCGUCACACCGUGCGGUGUAAAGUAUCUCAUGCUCACGCCCGAUCGCUGCCUCAUCUUCCCCUCGGUCGACUACGUGCGCAACCUUAUCAACAAGCACGGUCUGAAGAGCCAGAUUCCGGUCGUGAUUGACUGUACGCACAUCUACGGUGCGGACUUUACGGCCGCCCAAGUUAUCGACACGCUCAUCAAGGACUUUAAGAGCCGAAACCAACUGCUGCUCUUCCUGAACCUCAAACCCUCCGUUGGUAACGUGUUCGAGGGAGCCGAUCUCGAGUAUCGUGUGUUCUAUGACUUUGAGCAGCUGGACAAGGCUAUUCAAGAGUGUCGCCGAAAGAGUAUCCCUGCUUGAGGGGCGAACGAUCCAGAUAUACCUGGCUACCUAACGCAUAGAGACUUAAAUUAGAAACAAAAGACACAAGUGAUCUGUACAUUUAGGCGAUAAAGACAACCGUUAAGCUAUUCGAACGCACGACGGCGUUCCUUUCUAGUACUUAAUAUGUUCACCACAGUUCCUGUCGAACGUCGUAACGUCGUUUAAUGCGCUACUACACACCCGAUGUCUACUGCACAGUGCGAUAUAGUAACUGUGUGAUUUGAUACGACGAAUUUAAGAGCAGACAUUGUGUCUGCUCGCAAAGACACCCAUAGUUUGUAAGCAUUUGAUAAUCAAAAAGCAGAAAAUAAACCUAUACCAUGUACUUGUAAUGCAAAACGAA
Anopheles coluzzii is the source of this 2648-nucleotide messenger RNA. Its product is annotated as sodium-independent sulfate anion transporter-like. The transcript has 5 exons. Bases 311 to 2281 code for a protein of 656 amino acids. The record is from RefSeq and is a predicted model, not a curated record. NCBI's taxonomy places the organism in Eukaryota, Metazoa, Arthropoda, Insecta, Diptera, Culicidae. Gene Ontology annotation, molecular function: sulfate transmembrane transporter activity. Gene Ontology annotation, biological process: transmembrane transport. Gene Ontology annotation, cellular component: membrane.